Micropterus dolomieu (smallmouth bass) is the source of this 1273-nucleotide messenger RNA. RefSeq names its product LIM/homeobox protein Awh-like. The transcript has 7 exons. Gene Ontology annotation, molecular function: DNA-binding transcription factor activity, RNA polymerase II-specific; RNA polymerase II transcription regulatory region sequence-specific DNA binding. NCBI's taxonomy places the organism in Eukaryota, Metazoa, Chordata, Actinopteri, Centrarchiformes, Centrarchidae. The coding region runs from base 49 to 1230 and encodes 393 amino acids. Gene Ontology annotation, cellular component: nucleus. Gene Ontology annotation, biological process: regulation of transcription by RNA polymerase II; neuron differentiation. The record is from RefSeq and is a predicted model, not a curated record.
CGCUCAGUGGAAAGCCAACCAGGAGUCUCUCAAGAAGACAGGACAAUCAUGAUGUCGCCAGACGACCGAGCCCUCGAGGACUUGUUGUACGGCAGUGACCUUGGUGACGAGGCGGAGGAGGGGGAGCCGGGCGGCGUCCCGGAGGGGGCGCAGGAAAGUGCUGCUGCAGACAAUACUCUGACAGCAGUGUCCAUCCAGGAGCCAAUGAUGUGUGCCGGCUGUGGCGAGCAGGUCUGCGAUCGCUUCUUCCUAUUGGCUGCAGGCAGGGUGUGGCACGGCGCCUGCCUGCGCUGCAGCCAAUGUCACUGCGAGCUGCAGACACACCCCUCACUGUUCUGGAGAGACGGAAACAUCUACUGCCAGCAGGACUACUGCAGGAUGUUUGGAGGCGGUCAGUGCGCUCGCUGCUUCCAGCCAAUCCCAGCUUCCGCCUUUGUCAUGAGGUCUGGUGACCUGACCUUCCAUCCUCACUGCUUCUCCUGCCAGGAGUGUGAUGUGAAAUUACAACCGGGGAACUUGUACUGCAUGCAGGGCCAGAACCUCUACUGUCAGUCACAUUACCAUGAUGACGGGAGUGCCCCGCUAUCACACGAUACAGCUCAAAAUCAGGUUUCAGGUGAGGGGGAGGAGUCUGUGAGCAGUCCAGAGCCGCGAUUGGAUGACGGGGUGACAGGCGGGCGGACCCGCAGGCGGAGCAAGCGAAUCAGGACAUGUUUCCGCAGCGAGCAGCUCAGAGCGCUGGAGUCCUAUUUCGCCCAGAAGCACAACCCUGACGGCAAAGACUGGACCUGCCUCACACAUAAGACCGGGCUGCCCAAGAGAGUCCUGCAGGUGUGGUUUCAAAAUGCUCGGGCCAAACUGAGACGUUCCCUCACCUCAGACGACUCUCAGGUCAACUCGCCCUCCGCUCCCACCAGAGGCUUAACCAUGGCAACCAGCUCCCCGCCGCCGGCCCGCUCCCCACACGACCAAUCCCAGCCCUUCUCCACCAGCACCAUCGACCAUCUGCAGCUCUCCCUGCUCACCGCCCCGCUCAGCGACCCGCCGUUGAGUCCAGCAAUCAACCAGUCACAUCAGCUGCAAAACCCGGCCUUCUUCCUGGACUACGAUUCCCAGAGUGCACCAGGGUGUAUCUCCUCUCUGGAGGCCUACGAGGACUUUGGAGAGGCAGGAGGAGGAGCGGAGGGAGAAGUUGAUCCUGAUAGUUGUUUUGGUUCACAUUACUGCUAGUCGAGGGUCGUUACGUCCAUCCUUAAAGAGGUGUUAUUAUGCU